AUGAUAUCGGCUUUGGAAGCCGACGAUAUUGAAAGCAUCGCCAUUCAGCGACUUUGUUGUCUAAAAGACAAACCACAUGGUGACGGUGGUUCCCACCCCCCGGAAUAUAUCUCCGCCGCCGGAACCUGCAACUCUUCCCAAAAAGCUUGAUGCCGGAGCUCUAUUCGUUCUCAAAUCCCGAGGAUCAUGGUUACAUUGUGGGUAUCAUUUGACGACUGCGAUCGUAGCACCGGCACUACUGAGCCUACCAUUUGCCUUGGCGUUGUUGGGGUGGGAGAGCGGUGUGAUGGUGCUAGUGCUCGCCGGAGUCGUCACAUUCUACUCCUACAAUCUCCUCUCUCUAGUCUUGGAACACUAUGCCUAUCUUGGUCGUCGUCAACUCAGGUUCCGCGACAUGGCCCACGACAUUUUAGGCCCGGGAUGGGGUCGAUACUAUGUGGGCCCACUUCAAUUGGGCUCAUGUUAUGGUGCCGUUAUUGCGUGUACUUUGCUUGGUGGACAAAGUCUCAAGUUUAUAUACUUGUUGGCAAGACCAAAUGGAAGUAUGCAAUUAUCCCAUUUUAUUGUGAUAUUUGGAAGCUUUACACUCAUUUUAGCCCAAAUCCCAUCUUUCCAUUCCUUGAGGCACAUCAACCUUGUCUCCCUCAUCUUGUGCUUUGCUUAUUGUGCUUGUACAACUGCUGGUGCGAUUUAUAUCGGAAACUCGAAUCACGCGCCUCCCAAAAACUAUUCUUUGACGGGAAUCGGAGUAAAUCGUGUUUUUGGAUUCUUCAAUGCUAUUUCGAUAAUUUGUACGACUUACGGCAACGGAAUUAUUCCCGAGAUACAGGCCACAAUAGCUGAACCAGUGAAGGGUAAAAUGCUGAAGGGCUUAUUGGUGUGUUAUGCAGUUGUGAUCUCAAACUAUUUUAGUGUUGGGAUUUCUGGUUAUUGGGCAUUUGGUAAUCAAGUUCAAAGCUCUGUUCUUCAAAAUUUUAUGGACAAUUCUAACCCUCUGUUGCCCAAAUGGUUCCUUCUUAUGACCAAUGGCUUCACUGUUUUGCAAGUAGCAGCUUGUACUUUGGUUUACUUGCAACCAUCAAAUGUGGUUUUAGAACGCAGAUUUGCAAAUCCCGAGAAAAGUCAGCUCUCGAUGAGAAACUUCGUGCCACGCUUGAUAUCAAGAUCAUUAUCGGUGAUCAUCGCAACUACUUUUGCAGCAAUGUUGCCGUUUUUCGGAGACAUAAUGGCAUUGUUUGGUGCAUUCGGUUGCAUCCCUUUGGAUUUCAUUUUGCCCAUGAUUUUCUACAACUUGACGUUCAAACCAUCCAAAAAAGGGUUCGUGUUUUGGGUGAACACGGUGAUUGGUGUCGUGUCAACUGGGCUCUCGUUGAUCGGGGCUGUGGCAUCAGUACGACAAAUCAUUCUAGAUGCCAGAACAUAUCGUUUGUUUGCUGAUAUGUAAGUUUCCU
Cynara cardunculus var. scolymus (artichoke) is the source of this 1451-nucleotide messenger RNA. RefSeq names its product GABA transporter 1-like. Lineage: Eukaryota; Viridiplantae; Streptophyta; Magnoliopsida; Asterales; Asteraceae. The coding region runs from base 77 to 1444 and encodes 455 amino acids. The record is from RefSeq and is a predicted model, not a curated record. Gene Ontology annotation, cellular component: plasma membrane. The transcript has 7 exons.